Molecule: messenger RNA, 486 nt
Organism: Spirometra erinaceieuropaei
Lineage: Eukaryota; Metazoa; Platyhelminthes; Cestoda; Diphyllobothriidea; Diphyllobothriidae
Source: the annotation of a GenBank genome assembly
AUGCCACAACAACAGACACCAUCCCUCCAACCUCCGACUCCAGGGGUGAGGACCAGGACUAGACCUGCCCUCACUGCGACCGCAACUUCACCUCACGCAUCAUCCUGGUCAGUCACUUGCGAAUUCAUCGCACGGAGACUGGCGAACCAGUGCCUGGAGCACCAACCUAUACCCACCAAGCUCGCCUCCACUGCCCACACUGCCCUCGCACUUUCACGCAUCGCAUGGGCCUACUCGGCCACAUGCGCAUCCACGACGACCUGCGGUAGACAACCGCCGGCUACACCACACCAUAACAUCCUCCCCCCUGCCUCCAUCACCGCCAACACCACCCCGCCACACAUCAACACUCACCCACCGCAAGCCCCCAACUGCCACUUCCCACGCAAGUGGGAAGUCCGCAUCUGGACUCGGUCCCCAUGCGGCUUCGGCUGCACGGGUGACUUGAGUCUGAGACUAUCCCGACACGUCAAGCGUCGUGGAUAG